Messenger RNA from Ilex paraguariensis (yerba mate), 252 nucleotides. The record is from the annotation of a GenBank genome assembly. NCBI's taxonomy places the organism in Eukaryota, Viridiplantae, Streptophyta, Magnoliopsida, Aquifoliales, Aquifoliaceae.
AUGGGAUCCUGGGCUGUGUCUGGAUUCCAGAAAAGAGGUAGUAGAGAUUCAAAUAUUGGGCUUAAUAGAAUGGACCUAAUGGAGAACAAAUUGAAAGAAAAAGUGAGAUCUGCAUUUCCUAAAGCUUCAGCCCAACAAAUUAAAAGCUCAAAGACUCUCAUUGAAGAGCUAGAUGAAGGUUUCAAUUAUGCUAUUAAGAGAGUUAGAGAGGUUCUAUGGAGACGAUUGAGGGAGAAGAACAUGGUGAAAUAG